AACUUUAUUAUAGUUGACUUGAGUGUCGGUCAAAAUUAUUAGCCAUAAAAAUGGAGGAUGAUUGGCAAACUCAAAAAUCGUGUAUACGUGAACGAGCUGAGGUGUUAUUUUCAACUAAGGAUCUAAGUGAUUGUGAAUUUUUAGUGGGAACUGACAAAGUAAAGAUACCUAGUCACAAAUUGUUUCUUGGAAUGGCGAGUCCAGUUUUCUAUGCAAUGUUUUAUGGAGAGAUGGCCGAAAAGAGCUCUAUUGAAAUCAAAGACAUCGAGCCUGAUGCAUUCAGAGGCAUGCUGCAGUACAUUUACUCAGACAAAGUGGACUUUGAGUCAUGUACACACGCCUGUACAGUCUACUCAGCCGCUAUGAAGUAUCUUCUGCCUUACCUUGAAGAAUAUUGCAUCAAAUACUUAAGAGAAAAUAUAACAGCCAACUCUGCCUGUGAACUGUACGAGUUUUCUUUAUUUCAUGAUAUUACCGACAUCAAGGAAAUGUGUUUGCAGGUUUUCCAAGACAACACUUCUGAGGUUUUGAAAAGUACCGGUUUCUUAGAGUGUGAAUUUUCCACAGUGUUAAAAAUAUUUGAACAGAAUAAACUGGAACUGGAUACAGAAUUACAGCUUUUUCAAGGGCUCCAGGAUUGGACAGAAGCAGAGGCUGCGAGACUUGGAGUGUCCGUUGAAUCCCUCGCCAUGUCUGUCACUGAGGCUCUCUCCAAGAUCAUGUUCCUGAUGAUGACAGCUGAAGAGUUCACCAGUGGUCCGGCUCUCUCCCCUCUACUCACAUCCGAGGAGAAACUCGCCAUUGCUAUGAACAUCACCAAACCUGGCGUGAUUGGGAUUCCAGAGCGUAUCAACAAGUCCACAGAGCCCCGUAGGCCACUGUCCCCCAUGCUGCCCCCUACAGUACCCCCCGUAGAGUGGAGUUUGGUCAGGGAAGUGUCAGACACCAUAGUCUACCCUAUCACUCGGUGGGUCAACCCCUUCCCUCGGAAAGGUCUCACUGUCUCUAGGAACAUCAGGUUGAAAGGAGUCAAGAUUGCUUCCCAGAGGGUUUCAACCAGCGGAGAGUGCAGCCUAACCUACAAGGAGAACGUAACGAUAGUUCUCAAGAAGGAUUGGGCCGUAAAGUUCUCUGGAGCUAAGUACAUGCUGGACACUCCGUACAACGACUCGUUCACUGUGCUGUUCACCAAACCUGUGCUGAUAGAGGUAGGCAAAAAGUAUUGGAUCAUCAUACAGUUUGACAAGAACGGCGACUACCAAUUCAUGAGAGACGUCAACAGUGUUUACAAUCUAAACAACAUCAGGGUCGAACUUUACGAAGAAUUCUCCCCAAUUACGGAGUACUUGUUUUGUGAUAAGCCCGAGGAGUAAUCAUAUUUAUUUACAUAGGUACAUUUAUUUUUUUUAAUAGUUGUACAGUCAUGGAUCCUAUAUUUUUACUGGUUAGUUGAUUUUGAUAUUGAUUUUGUGGAUUAAGUGUCACUUGAUUAUUGCCGUCCAAUUAAUUUUGAGUGUAGACCUUUUAUAACUUUGUUUGACUGUAUGUGAUUCAAUUUGACUAAAGUAGCUGGAUACCUAAAAUUGCCAUAUACAGGUAUUUAUAAAAACCGAAAUUUCAGGCUUCAACUAAUUUAUUGAACUCUCUUGAGUGUCUGUUUUACGAGUAAUUCUGUAAAAACACAAUUGAGUAAAACAAUCUGUAGUUUGAAAAUCAAAAUUAAAUUGACAUUAAAUUAAGUUAAAAACUAUAAUGUAAGGAAAAGCCAAUUGUACUGAAAAAUAUGAUUCCCUUCAACAAUUAUCUGGUGCUAAAAAACGGGCGGGGUUUGUAAGUAAGAACGGCUUUGUCGUAUGGAUCCGUAGUAUGCUUGUACACCGCAACGAGUCUCGUUGCCACUUACUGGCAUCAUUUGUGAACAGUAGGAUGCAAUUUGCAGCUCUGUAGCUUUACUGUGUGUUUUUAAGGUUUUUUUGGAUUAUCAAAUUCUCCCGCC
Messenger RNA from Macrosteles quadrilineatus (aster leafhopper), 1996 nucleotides. Its product is annotated as BTB/POZ domain-containing protein 6-like. The transcript is spliced from 7 exons. Gene Ontology annotation, cellular component: cytosol; P-body. Gene Ontology annotation, molecular function: protein binding. Gene Ontology annotation, biological process: neurogenesis. Bases 51 to 1373 code for a protein of 440 amino acids. The record is from RefSeq and is a predicted model, not a curated record. Lineage: Eukaryota; Metazoa; Arthropoda; Insecta; Hemiptera; Cicadellidae.